CGGCCAAAAGAACAUCCGCAGAUGAGUGAAAGUCUCAGCUCCAAAUCCAGAAAGACAAAGUGCAGACUAUAAGGGACAGGUUUCACAAUGCCAGAUAUUGAACCUCUCAGAUUUCCAUCACGAGAAGAAAGGCGACCCCCACAAACAGAUCAAGUUGAUCUCCAGGGAGCUUGCUCUGGUCGGCGUCGGACUUGUGCUUUGCUGAACAGCCCCCUGCCCUGUGUGAACAGUGCUAUUCAACAUAUUCAAGUGCUGAGAGCCAAAGUGGACAAGUGGUUUCAACAGCCAGGGAAGUACCAUCCCCAAAUGGACCUGGACAAGCACCCAUAUGGCCAAAAUCUGCGAUUUCAACCUGGAGAUUCAGAUUCAGAAUCAGUCAUGUCUACGGAGUUAGUCAUUGAAGGCAUCGGCUUAACACCGAGAGAAAGCUCCUCAUCAUCACCACUGCUCAAGAACAUAAACGACGUCCUCCGAGAGGUUGUGUAUCUGAUAGAGCGUCUGGAGGCAGACCGGCAGAAUGCAGAGGAGGCUUUGCUUGUUGAAAACAGAAGAAAGAAGUUUUUGGAAAAUAAAUUUGACAGUGUUUCUUUGUGGAUGCAGAAGGAGCAUUCAUUUGUUGUCCAAAAAGAGCACGAGGCUUGUCUGAGGGACAUCACUGAGCUGAAAUGGCAGCUCCGUUUUGAAAAGGACAAACUUGAGCAGCUCCAUGUGAAACUGGCCCAGACGGAGAUGAAGAAGCAACGUUUGCAUGAAGACAUCAACUUCUCCACAGAACAAAUCCCCAUCGUGAAGGACAACAUGGACUUCCAGAGAAGUCUCAUUCUUCAGAUCAAUGCAGAACAAAAAGAGGCUGACCAAUUGUGCUUGAAAAAACGUGCAAAUCUCGCCAUGGUUGAGAAAGAGUACGACAACGCCAAGGAUUUGGCUGAAAACGAGAGGAAGGCCAUGGAAUUAGAGCUGUUGUCUAUGAGAAAUCAACUGGCAAAAAGAAAGAAAGACUUAGAACAGUUAUCAGUCGUGCAAAAAGCAGUUGAUGCUGACAUAAGAGAAGCUAAUGAAUCCUUGGCUCAAAGUAAGGAAACGUGCUCCACUACAUGUGAGAAUAUGACAAAGUUAACACAAGCAGAGAAAACCUGCAAAGACGAGAUUUCAAAAAUAAAAAUCCAAAGUGAAGAAGAAAUGAGAAAAAAUACAAAGUUACAAAAGAAGUUAAUUUCACUGAUGGAAGAUCUAGAGAAAGCUAGACUUAAAGGAGAGGCAGACGUUUCUAGCACCAAAGAGCAGCUUGUUUCUGCAGUUAAUGCCUUUAAUGCUCUUCGGAAGGAAAACUUGGACAGUGAAGAAAAAGUAGAAGACUACAAGACCAAGAUCUAUGAGAGUAAGAAAGCAGUGAAGCAGAUGCGAGAGGAAAGGAGGCAGAUGCUCCAGAAAAUCAGUGACAAUGACGAGCAGUGGGAAAGGGCCAAGGAGGAGGUGACCCUGGCUGUAGCGCAGCAUUCUGCCACUCAGGAUAAACUGGAGGUGCAAGAACGGCUCACCUUCAUGGAGGAGGAAAAGGCCAGGAAACGUAUCGAAAGCCUCAGGAGAGAUCUGACCAAUCAGAUCACUGCUGUGGAACAACUCGAGGCUCAGUGUGCAACUAUCAACGAUGAAAUGUACCACCAUCGAAGAGCCGCCAAGGAAACCAACCUCAAACUUCAGAGAGAGUUUGAGGAGGCUUCAUCUGUAAUGAAAUCGUUAGAGUCCAGAACUGAGAAUUUGAAGGCUUUGAUUAAACAGUUGGAAGACCUUGAGAGUGAGCACAGGAGAACUUUGGACAGCCUUAAUAAAGAGAAAUUAGUCAAACAAGGACAGUUACAGGCUGCUAAGGAUUUACUCGCUGCUACAUUAAAGAGAUAUGAAACCACUGUGGACAGGACCAGUGAACUCACAAAGCAGAACAAGGAGUUCCACCAGGAUUCGGAUCAGAUACAAAAAGCAUUGGAGACUAUGCCGGCAGUCAUUGAAGAGCUCAAGAGUGUUUUUGCUGUGGUAGAAUUCAAAAACAAAUCAGGUGCUUUCAUAAUGAACACCUUGCAGUCUGAUAUUAAUAACUGCUUACAACGAACACAGCGAUCCAUGCAGGUGCACACCGCUCAUGUAACAGCAAGGAAAAAGAAAAUGGAAGACACCAAGGAGGAGCUGACUGCUGCUCUGAGCCAGAACCAGCAGUUGGCAAGAACCUACGAGCAUCUCACUGAAGUCCUGUUGGAGACAAAACAAGAGGCCGUGUCUGCCCUGACUGACAAGAGCAGUGCUCAAAGAUCUUUUCUGUACUACACCCAGCUCUCUUUGUUGCAGAAGAGGAUGCACAAAGCUUUGGUGAAAUACUUCAAACAACGCAGCGUCUACAGCCAGGCUGAACUGGAUCAGUGCCAGGCUCUUUCCCGAGAGACCGACCAGAAAAUAAAAACAGCCCAGGAGUGGUUGGUCGGAGAAAUCCAUGCUAUUUCAGCAUUCCUGCAGUCGUUCACAGACGGUUCCACUUCCAGGGAUGAAUCCCGAGUGAGCAGACAAGUCCAUUCAGAUGCUACUGAGUCAAAUAAGUAG
Messenger RNA from Periophthalmus magnuspinnatus, 2589 nucleotides. Its product is annotated as coiled-coil domain-containing protein 178. Lineage: Eukaryota; Metazoa; Chordata; Actinopteri; Gobiiformes; Gobiidae. The coding region runs from base 88 to 2589 and encodes 833 amino acids. The record is from RefSeq and is a predicted model, not a curated record. The transcript has 20 exons.